Messenger RNA from Fulvia fulva, 6015 nucleotides. RefSeq names its product Proteasome activator complex subunit 4. NCBI's taxonomy places the organism in Eukaryota, Fungi, Ascomycota, Dothideomycetes, Mycosphaerellales, Mycosphaerellaceae. Bases 1 to 6015 code for a protein of 2004 amino acids. Gene Ontology annotation, biological process: proteasomal ubiquitin-independent protein catabolic process. The record is from RefSeq and is a predicted model, not a curated record. Gene Ontology annotation, molecular function: peptidase activator activity; proteasome binding. The transcript is spliced from 2 exons. Gene Ontology annotation, cellular component: nucleus; cytosol.
AUGGCCGACGAUGGCCCCGUCCACGAUCGCGUGGCAGAUCUGCUGGGCCAGGCAAAUGGACAUGCAGACGCUGGCAACGAUGCCUCGCGAGCAACAUCGCCUGGCGCGCCUGGUUAUCGCAGUGCGGAUACCACCGGUGAUGGCGACGCCGAGCUCGAGCGCCUAGGACGCAGCAGACCGAGGACCUUCCCGUACACCAAAUACCUACCCUACGACACCGAGACACGCGAUAAGAGAGAGCAAGAUCUGGAUGAGAUGAUCAAGCAUCUGUAUGUGUCAGUCGCCUCGGGAGACUUCUCGCCCGGCGCCGUGCAUUGGACAAAGGAGAUACGCGGAUGGAUGGGCCUCAAGUUCGACUUGACCAAGCAGCAGCGCAUCGCCUUGGUGAAGCUCUACUACGAGCUCUCUCUGGCGCCUGGCCUCGAGUAUGCGGUGAGCGAGAGAUUUUCCAGCAUGUUCAUGGUCCUCACCAAGCGCAAGCACUAUCUGCGCCCUGGCAAGGACCUCACACUGGACUGGCGGCCGCUGUUCAAAGAGCUGAAAGUCUUCAUCCUGCCUUCGGAAACCAGCACGCAGAACACAUACAGCAGCAAGAGGAACUACCGAACUUUGACCAAGACAUGCACGUUCGCGCAGCUGUUCUUCGAUCCCCGGGACAUCCCUGCGAUAUUGGAAGAGUUCCUGCCAUACUACAGCAUGUCUUUCUCGGAGCAUGCCUUCGUUGUGCUUGGUCUGUUCAACUUGAUGCUGCCAACCGCAGCACCUCCGCCAGACGAACCAAACCUCCAGCCGCAGUACUAUCUGCCUACUCUGUUCCAUCUUUGGUCUACUGUGAACAGAUCAAUGAUGGCAGACAUGAAACUCUUGGACAUUUUCUCCAGACAGGCACGGGAUUGUCUCGGCGCUGAACAAGUUCCAUUCGGUCCAAACGGUAUCUUCACCGAAGAGCAGUCGUCACUCAUCUUCACAGCCGUGCUGCGCUUACUCGAGAUUCCCGUCGGCCAAGCGACAACACCUUACAGUCCUUCGGUUGAUGUUGGCGCAGGUGCUGCUGUCUUCCUGGAUAGAGAUCCUCGGAAGCAUCCGGUCGCACACAGCAUCGCGAGGUGGAUUGUCAUGUCCAUGUCACCCCAAUGUCUGGACGCGAGCAAUGAACAGUCUGUGCUGCAUCGUCUUGAGGGACUGAUUCAGGGCAUCGAGACCUUCUUUCACCCUUCGAAUUCAGGAGGCUGGACUAAGACUCUGUCUCAACUAGUGUAUUACCUGGCAGACUUCUUCGUCAUGCGCUGGAACCGUGAGCAGAGCGGUGAGUACGACAUUCCCGAGGACCGAAAGCUCAACGACACCGUGAAGCAUCGAUUUGUGCUCUGCCUCCGCGAAGUCACAUUCAUGGGAAUCUACGCCAAGAGUGGAACAGCUAUGAACUUCAGCCUGAGCACGCUACAGAGCUUGGCUGCACUCGAACCGAAUCUCAUUCUACCGGGUGCGUUACAGCGCAUCUACCCAGCCAUGCAAGGCCUUGUUGAGGUGCACCGAACGAUAUCGUCGAUCCGUGCGUUACAGAUGCUGAGCAGAAUCAUCGCAAGAACGAAGGGUUUCAGGUGUCAUCUCACCACUUUGCUUGGUCUGGCACUGCCGGGCAUCGAUGCCAACGAUCUUGACAAAACUAUGCAUUCUUUGGCUUUCGUCCAGUCAGUGUGCUACAACAUCCCGCUUCAUGACUUGACGGUGCAACCACGACGAGAGAAGAGCGAGCUCAACGGCGACUACGAAAUGGUCGACGCGUCUUCGCCGCCCUCGGGCAGUACUGGUACUGGCAUCGCAGUCGAGUGGGUCACCGCACAAGUCAACCGCUUCGAGCAAGGGGGACCCGGGAUUGAGAUCGACUAUGCAAACGAACUAUCUGAUGAAGACGAAGAGAUGAUCCUCAAGUCUUCUACAGCAGGCUUCCAGGAGUUUCUCAUAAGCUUCAUCGGUAAAGUGUUUACACUACUGCAGAAUCUGCCAGAUGCAGCUCGCGUCAAGAGCGGCAGUCCAGAGGAGAACGUCGUCAACACCCUGCCUGCUACCUUCAGCCCACUGCUCGCGAGUCUGAGUCCACAGCUUUAUGAUGUUGCACUCGAGCACAUUGCGCGAUUCGUCUCGAACCAUGUCGUGCAUCAAGCGAGGGAUGCGAUGGCCUUCAUCUGCAACGCUUUGGUCAAGAUCUCGCCGAAGAAGGCACUUCACAGACUGUUGCCGGACCUGAUUUCAUCCAUUCGAACUGAGAUCAGCGAGAACGGUGCAGGCUCCACACGAACGACGGGUAGCGAGAUCCUGCCAAGAGAUCGAGCUCUCGUGUGGCAUGUGUCGUUGCUCAGCAUGUGCGUGGUGCAUGUUGGUCGAGAUGUCCUCGACUUCAAGGAUGAUCUAUUCAACAUUGCGGUGUUCAUGCAAGAUACCUGCAAGGGUAUCCCACUCGUACACGUCUCCAACUUCGUGCACCAUCUGCUGCUCAACCUUACAGUGACCUACACCAUGGACUUUGAUCUUUUCAACCAAGAAGACAUCGACAAGGGUCUCACAAGCCAGAGCUGGGGCUAUAACGUGGACCCAACCAGUCUGGACAUCAAAUGGCACGUUCCAGAGCAGAGCGAACUCGACUUUGCCGUCAAGAUCUUCGAAGCUCAAGGUGGUCGCGCGCUGGACGCUCUGGAGAAGCUCACUGCCGACACUGCGUCCACGAAGCGCGAUGGUGUUGGCAAAGACUGGUCCGAUGAGGUCUCCCGAAACCUGGUCUUGCUUCGUUUGACCAUUUCCGGCAUGUCACGCCUGUUCCGAUCCGACGAUGGCUCUGUCACUCCCUUCACCUUUGCCGAUCUGACGCCAAAUUCAUCGGACGAUAACAUCGCCAUGACUGCCAGCGAGAUCGACUCGGACGCAAACGACAGUGCCGUUGAUCUUGAUGGUCCUGACGACGAGAAGAUUCGACGUACUUUCCAGUAUCCCACAGGGUAUCCACUGGAGGUGGGCAGUGCAUCUUACGAGUCUGUCCAUCGCAUGCGUGUCCGCGCUGGUGAGACACUGCACAGAGUCCACGAGUUCUUGAUCAAGAACCAGCCGGAUGAUGUCCCAUGCUUCAACUCAUUAUACAGCGCUUACAAGUCCUGGUUCGUGGAUAUCGGCAUAGAGCGCUCUGCCCACGUGCUCGACAGACUCACCAGGUUACUGGCUGCAGACAUCCAUCCCUUCAAGACUUCCGGCACGAGAAAGGAGUAUCCCAGGCCAUUACUGGUACGCCGAGCGAACCUCUACCACUUCCAACGACUGCGGUUCAACGAGCAUCCACGGGCUGCUUCAGACCUGGACAAGACACUUCUUCUUGACUUGGCGCACUCCAGCACAUCGGUGUACACCGACAUCCGUCGUACUGCGCAAUCAGCCGGCGAGCAGGCUGUAAAGAGCAUCACAGGAGCCAAAGCUCUUAUCGUGCCUCCUCUCCUGGAUGCACUCGAAGACGCCUUGAAGAAGGGUGAUCAUCCGAGAAUUAAGGGUGCGGUCUUCUCCUUACUCUUCGGAAGCCUGGCAAAGCUGAUCGGGCGAAAUUGGAAGUUCGCUCCACGAAUGAUCAGAUUGUUCAUCAAAGUCUCGGAAGCAGAUCGUCCAAGCAUCCAGAAGUUGGUUGGGCACUCCAGUCUCACAAUACAGGACAUGACCAAAGCCCUGGACAGAAUGGUGAUCCUCGACGAGGACACUUUGGCUGCAAUAUGGCCAAAGGACGCCUCGCCACCCGGCAGAACCAUUGCUUCGACCGUUGAAAACACACGAGGCCUCGUCGAGUCGAAGCGGACCAAGCUGAAGAAGCGACGAGUCGUUGUGGAGAAGAGCAAGUCUGAGUUGGCUGCCGAGUUGAUCGUAUCGGUCAAGAACAGCCACUGGAAGAAAGCCAGUCGCACCGCUGUCAUGGCCAUUGGACUCGACUACCGCUUCGAGACCAUUGCUUCGGAAGGUAUGCUCGAGCUCAUCCUGAAGGGUGUUGUUGACCCGCAUCCGAACCUCCGCAUUCUGUACGCCACAUCACUUAACGCCAUCUUCAGUCUGACGCAGACUCGCGCACUCGUUGGGCACAAAUACGAAAACUAUCUCCUCGAUGCGCAGAAGGAUCCAGACGAGGUGUCCAUCCCGACUGAACGCGACGACCCGACUUGGACUCAACGCUACCUCGAAUCUUUUGCCAAACCAGAAGCUGAUGCGUACAUCGAUAGCGACUACCCUGGUUGGCUCGUGUGGCAGAAGACAAUGCGAGGCUUCCGCGUUGGGCCUAGUCAGCUUGAGUACGAUGAGCUUGAGACGAAAGUACGUAGCAAGAUGGGCUCGUACAUCGACCGUACCUGGGUGUCGACACUCUUUGGCUACAUGAAGCAAGAGCCACGUGACGGCCAGGACCGCUUUCGCAUGUCCAGCUCCAUGAUCGUCGCAUACGCCAUGGACCUCUUGUCUGAUGGUCACACGAAGGUGGACUUUGAAGACCUCAAGGACUUGACACUAGCAGUCUAUGGCGACGGAUCUGACAAGCAUCAACAUCGUGCUCUGUCUGAGAUUAUGGGCGCCAUGCUCAGCAGCUCAGAAGACUUUGAGCCUGUGCUGAGAACCGAGAUCUGGGAGUUUGCCUUCCCGAUCGUGCGUCGUAUCUUCAGCGAUGGCUUGACACCCGAGAACAGCUCAUACUGGCAGACCUUCGUGACCCUUAUUGUGGGCGGCAAGGAUCCGCGUCGCGCUUGGCCGCUUGUCGAUUGGCUCGCUAGCUUCCGACUGGAUAUGGACAGCAGCGCGGCCUUCAAGGAGAGCUCGAAGGUGCAGCUACUGCAGCUCGUGAUUGGCGCGACUGGAUGGCACUUCCAGCUACAUCAACCUAUCGCCGAUGACUUCUUGGAGCAUCUUGACCAUCCAUACAAGAGUGUGAGGGAGAUCGUAGGCAGUACGCUGUCCACCAUCUUCCGUUCGAGAUACCACGAGUCGUACAAAGACGUACCCUCUCUGCUGGAAGCGCAGAAGGCUGCUUCAUCUGUCGGCACCAGGCCAUAUCAGCCUACCGAGGAGUUCUCUGGCAUUGUGAAGAACACCUUCGAGCGUCUUGCUCAGUGGAGAAGGGAACGCCCGAUCGGUACACAACAGCCGACUCCCUACACACAAGCGAGCAAGACCGUGCUGCUCUGGCUAGAUGGAUCGCUGGCACAGCAUGACUGCACCUCCCUUGUUCCAUUCUUCCCUGAGAUCAUGGAGGAGCUGUUACACAUGAUGGACAUCAAGGAAGACCCAGAACUACAAUCCCUCGCGUACCACGUCUUCCGUCACCAGCCAAACAUUGCUCACCGGCCAGGUGAAGACGAAGCUUUCGUUGCUUCUCUCGUGAAGAUUGGCAGAGAGUCGACGUCAUGGCACCAACGUCUGAGAGUGCUCAUCAACAUCCAAGUCAUCUACUUCCGCCAACUCUUCCUCAUGCCCCGCAAGCAAGCAGAAGACCUCUUCCUCUGCGUCCGAGAAAUGCUGCACGACACGCAACUCGAAGUGCGACUCGGUGCACAGGCCACUCUCGGCGGCAUGGUCCGAUGCUCACCGAUCGAUUUCCGUGAGAAGAAGGUCGCAGAUUUGAAGAAGCACUUUGCCAAUCUGCUGCUCAAGAAUCCUCUCCCGAAGAGACCCAGAGGCGGCGCUCUCAACAAGGAAGGAACGAGCACACCUACACCCGAGCAGAACAAGCUCGUCCUGACACGACAUGCUGCUGUGCUGGGUCUCGGCGCACUCGUACAGGCGUUCCCGUACACCUCGCCGCCGCCGCAGUGGUUGCCAGAGGUGCUUGCCACGCUUGCUGGCAAGGCCGCUAGUGAUCCAGGUAUGGUGGGGAAGAGUGUGAAGACGGUGCUCAGUGAUUUCAAGAAGACGAGGCAGGAUACUUGGCAUGUUGAUGUGAAGGUCUUCGAACCCGAACAGCUGGAAGAUCUGGAGGGUGUGCUGUGGAAGAGCUACUUCGCUUAG